AUAACAUUGAGUGCCUGCGGCCACAACUACCCACAAGGAAGAGGUUCUGGACCGGCAGGCCGCAUACACAAAUAAGAAAAUGUCAGCCCUCUAGAAGGUUGAGCCGGCUGCCGCCCAAGAGGAUGUGGCGGAACUUUGCGGGUCGCUUUGUGGGAGACAAAGAUGUUGUCCGCGUUGAAGAGUUCGUCUCCGCCUUUCCGACAGCCACGCCCGGUUCGGCAACCCUAAAUGGAACUACGACCGGUGGUGCUGGUGGUAGCUCAAUAGCGGCACCUGCGAGCAGCAGGCCUCCACCAAACGUCCGACUCGCAGAUGCCGCACAGGCCGUUUCUGUUUCGCUCAGCGAAGCGAGGAAUCGAAAUAAAUUUCGAGGUGUCACGAACAAGAGAGCACCACAGCAUCAUCAAGGGCAAGGGGUCGCUGCCUCAACAAGCGCAGUUAAUGCUGGCGGUGCUGCGCCCACGACUCCUCGAGAGCACGAAAGUAGCGUGAGGAACUUCCAAGCGCAAGAAUACAAGCGCAAGAACUCGGAGUUUCGACGUAAACAGGUUCAGGUGGAAGCACAGAAGGAACGACAGAAGAGACAGCAGGCACAAGAAUACGAGGAGAAACGGGAGAAGCGGCGUCAGAGUCGAGUUGAUGCGGCCGAAGCCAAAGCUCGAGAGAAACAGCAGGCUGCUCCUGGAGAAAAUGGUGGACGUGGCAAACAUGCUGGGCAUGCAGGCGGAGUCGAUACGAAGCUGACUGCAAUCCAAGAAAACGGGAGAAACGUGACUCCGCCACAAGCCGCUCCGACAUUCGUCACUCACAACGUCGCCAUAGGAUCGAUCGCACGAAGUCGGGCUGCGAGCCGCAGGGGGUCAGUGUCGAGUGUUAUUGGAGGUGUCGUGAGCGACAAUAUGCUAAUGACAGGCACAAUAUCACAGGGUAGUACCUCACAUGGACAAGAACAUGAGCAACAAAACCCGCCUGUUCUUCGUGUGGACGAGGAAGAUUUAGAUGGCCAGAUAGACCGAGACAAUCCUGAUUGCUGGGCAACUGAACCGGGCUUCGGCACGAGGGCCGAGCACCUCCAUCAACAACAAAGCGGAUCGUUUGCUCCUAGUAGCUUGUCGGACUUAGAAUACGGAAAUCAUGUUCAUGGUCAUGACUACUACCUAGAUGAAGAGCACCAUGCGGAUGCCGUAGGGUUGUAUGGAGUCGGGGUUGAUGAAGAUGAUUUUUAUGGGGAUCAGGACGGGGACGGCGCCAUGCAGCAGCAGCGUGUUGAAGGGACUGACGAGUUCGCAACUUUCUCACUUACAGCGGUUCCCGAUGGUGGUCAGCAGGCACGUGCAAUGGUAAGAAAUGUUGUAGUACAGCCUACAGUCUUCUUCCGAAUUUGAAUCUUCACGGGCGAGCGAGCUCAUCACUAAAAAUAGAGGCGGCCCUGAGUGAUCACUCGACACCAUCAUCAGGUAGACCAUGGCGACGCGUCUCAGCUGAAAUCAGGUGGCCAAACGCAAUCGCAUCCUCGCGGAGGCGCGUCACAACCUAAAAAUCCGAGGAAAAAGGCAUCUUUUAGGCGUCAUGGGCCACCAUAUGGCUCUUCGGGGAGCGGCGCAGCGUCGUCCAGCAAAUCUGUCGCGUCAGAUGGCCUAAAUCCCAGCGAACGCGAUCCACACUUGAAUUAUUCGGAUUAUCAACGACCCCCCGGUGCCGGAGGUGCAGGAGCUCCACACAACGGGGCGCUGAAAAGUGAAGCGAUGAUGUCAGAUUUAGAUGCGUUUCGCGCAUUUAUGGCGAACAGGCCGCAGUUGAUUCCAUUGGAGCCGAAGUCUAAUCGACCUCAAACUUACAAGCGUAGCCUCAGACGGAUGCAACAGCGCUUAUUACAGAACGUGGCGACGUCAAUUCGAACUUACAUUAUGCAACAUCGAUCUGAAGUAUAUUUAUAUAUAACAGAGUUAUCAACUUCCCGCUUUGUAUGUAUUUCAGCAGCGUGCCGACGAAGUUCACUCCCCCAAUUUCUAAAUUGGAAACGGAGGUACGCGAUCAGCUAGCGCGGAUUUUGCAAGCGAGCGAGUUGGCGUACGACUCGGAGCGAAAUCGUGCGAACGAUCUAAAUAAACUCUCCAGUCUUACGCGACCUCAAUUGAGAGAGUGGCGGCGCAUCAAAAUGGCUGGAAAUCCGAAGGAUGCACGAUUUCUCAUGCCCUUUGUGAAGUGAAGAAUGUGAAGAAUGCCGCACUUUCACAAUAGAGAGGAUUGCGGAGGAUUAUCUAAAAUGCUCUCUAUGUUCUCGUGAAAAAAUGGGAAUGAAGGUUACUGCUCCUAGCAUAAAAUGUAUGAUCGCAUUGUUCCUAAAGAGUGCAGGACUGCUUCUCCUCCACCUCCUGCAAAGUAGAAAAAUGAACUGACGCGGAAAGCGAAUGCAAACGGAAAUGAUAGUAUGUAUCUAGCAUCAAAGUCCAUUGGCUCGCUGCCUCGCAACGUUACUAAGGGAACAGUAAUUUUAUGACGCUAUCAUGACUAUGAAGAGAUCUCGAUUCAAAUUUAGGUAUUUCGUUUCGCAUGUCUGCUAUCUAUGGACAGCCGUCCAGCGCCAGAUGAAAGGAUCUUAGUGUAACUGGAGCUGAAUACAUUUCCAAUUCCAGGUAGAAUUCAACUUCACCUUAGCUAGAGCUGAAUUGAAACCCUUUUAGAAUUGCCAUGCUGGCCUCAGCGCCAAAGGAUCAUCCGCGAAAGCGAUCAGAAGAACUCUUAGGCCUCUAAUAUUUCCACACUGGUGGUGGUGUGCUUGGGAUGGAGAUGCAUUCGCAAUGUUGCCAUCAGAUUACUGUGCUCCUUCUAGCCUAGAUCUAAAAUUAACGUGAUCACUCUGCCUAGACCAGUUGCAAUUUAGAUUUCCAGUCGGUCCUCCCCGUUUGCUUUCUCAUUCUGCGAUCAGACAGAAAAACCCCUCUCAAUUCCUAAACUUUGAGAUCAUCUGAUAAGAAGACGAAUCGCUCCGUAGAAUAAAAUCUAAAGGAGAUUUGUAGAUCCACCUCAUUCUCGUGUGGUGGUCCUAAGAUCCCUGAUCUUUUCUGAAGCUUGUGAGACUUCAAGAAACUUGUUACGUCGGUCGGGAAAUGCUCCCCCGCACUUAGAAUCGUCUUUGACUGGAACAUCUUACCACAACAAAGAUCCGAGUCAGUGUAAUCAGUGUUUUAGAUCGAAGAGGAGGAUUUGGAUCUUUAAUGACCACUGAAAGUGAAAGAUCGGCCUGACAGAUCCACGGUCACGGACACGAUUUC
Amoebophrya sp. A25 is the source of this 3275-nucleotide messenger RNA. The record is from the annotation of a GenBank genome assembly. NCBI's taxonomy places the organism in Eukaryota, Dinophyceae, Syndiniales, Amoebophryaceae.